AUGGUCAAGAUCAACGUCCUCAUCUCUUCGCUCUGUCUCGCUUCGUCGGCAGUAGCAGCGGCUCUUCCUGCAUCUGCACCCAAGACUUGCAAGAACCCCAUCAAGCGCUACGAAUGGAAGCAGCUGUCAAUCCCACAGAAGAAGGCAUAUAUCGAUGCUGUACUUUGCUUAGCGUCAAAGCCAGCCAUCUCUGGCAUCGAGGGCGCUAUCAACCGUUUCGACGACUUCCAAGCCGUCCACAGCAGCCAAACACCCGACAUCCACUGGGUCGGUCACUUCACACUUUGGCACCGCUACUUCGUCGCCACCUACGAAAAGGCUCUGCGCGAAGAAUGCGGCUACACCGGCGGCCAACCCUACUGGAACUGGUCUGCAGAUGCGGAGCCUCAAAACCCCACAUCGACACGCAUCUUCGACUCUGAGAUCUGGCAGCCAGAUACCGGCUUCGGCGGUAACGGCGUCAAGGUCGACCCCACACCCGAGACGAACCCCUUUGGUGUUGAAGGUGGAACAGGUGGUGGAUGCGUCACCAACGGACCUUUCACACCUGACAAGUUCAUGGUCAACUUCCCGGAACCUCACUGCCUGAAGCGCGACUUCGUCCCUACCCUCAUCAACGUCUGGGCCGACCAGAAGCUCGUCGAUAAGGUCAUGGCUUCGAAGGACUACACCGGCUUUGCCCGUGCAGUCGAGGGCGAGGCUACCUUCGCGGUACCCAACAUCCACGGCAGUGGUCACUUCGGCGUUGGCGGUGCAUUGGGACAGGCCGGUGAUGCGAACAACAGCCCCGGUGAACCCGUCUUCUACCUCCACCACGGAAACAUCGACCACAUCUUCUCGAUGUGGCAGCAGAAGGACUUGAAGAACCGCCUUCACCAGGUUGGUGGCCCGAUCAUUCCUUUCGACUACAGUGGCAAGAACGUCACUCUGGACUUUGAGGUUGGUCUGGGUAAGUUGGCGCCGACUGUCAAGUUGAGGGAUCUUUUGGAUACUCAGGGUAAACUCCUUUGCUACACUUACUAG
This is a messenger RNA of Alternaria conjuncta, 1023 nucleotides long. RefSeq lists its product as uncharacterized. NCBI's taxonomy places the organism in Eukaryota, Fungi, Ascomycota, Dothideomycetes, Pleosporales, Pleosporaceae. The transcript is spliced from 2 exons. Gene Ontology annotation, molecular function: oxidoreductase activity. Bases 1 to 1023 code for a protein of 340 amino acids. The record is from RefSeq and is a predicted model, not a curated record.